Paramecium pentaurelia is the source of this 2161-nucleotide messenger RNA. The record is from the annotation of a GenBank genome assembly. Lineage: Eukaryota; Ciliophora; Oligohymenophorea; Peniculida; Parameciidae.
AUGAAACCGCAUAAAAAAAAUGUAUUAAUUCGUUCAAGUGUGCAUUCUCCAUCGAACUUUGAUUCGAAACCCUCAACCUAAAUUCCUCGAUAGAGAUCUGUUAAUUAAUUUGAAGAAGCUGAUCCUACUUCAAAAGGUAUUAGGAAAACUAUAUUUAUGAGAUAGAAAAAUCAUAAAAAUGAGGAAUGUUGUAGACUUAGGAGAUGCAACAGAAUCUGUUAAUAAACCCUCUUCUAAACGAAUGAGGAGAUAGAGUAAGGAUGAAUAAGAUUAAUUACUUGAAUAAUUAGAUUAAUGGCAUGAAUAGGUAAUUUCAAAGAAAAAAACAUUUGCUUUUGAAUAAGUUAAGUAAAAUGACAAUAAAUUAAUGGAGAAUGAAUUUGCCAAUGAUGGAGGACCUUAAAUUAAUUAAGCAAUUAUAAAUUCAAUUCUUAAACCACAAGAAAAAUAAUAAUUAAAGAAUUUAUCAUAAGAUGAAGAAUAGAACUAAAAUGUUUAAGUUAAAUUUUAAUUAUUAAGAUCAAAUAAGGAAUCUAAUAAUCCUGUUUUAAAAACUUUAGAUUAAGUUAGGAUAGAAAUGAAUAAACAUAUUUUAAACUCAUUGUUAUUAUAAAAAGUUACUAAGAAGUUGGAUGAUUUAUAAAUUAAUAGAACAGCCAAAUCUAAUUGGAAUCAUUAAAAAAUGGAUUAAGAAACAGCUUAAGUUGUAAGAGAUUAAUCAUAAGCUAUCAAAAAUUCAACACUAAAUAAUUUUAAGGGAUUAACUGAAUAUUUUAGUAAUCCUGCAUAAUAUAUUGAUUAUGAUAUAGUCUUAUCAAAGGCAAAAUAUUAUAGUAAUAGACCUCCUAAGUAAUUCUAAGAGAAUAUAGUAAUGACAGGAUAAUAAUCAUCAUCUUCUGCAAAAUAAUUAAUGGAAUCAUAUUAAUAGUUCUAAAUUUAAAUUAAAGAAAAUAAAUAAACCCUAUAUUAAAUGAGAUUAGAUAAUAAUUAAUUAGUUUAAUAAACAACUAAAAAGGAAGAAGAAAUAAGUGAAAUAAGAAGAAAAUAUUAUGGAAAAGAAGAAAAAGUGAGAUUAGGUUAUGUUCCUGAUUAAGAAGGUAAAAAAAAGAAUAUGAUGGAAAUUAUUGAAAAAAUUAUAUAAUAGAGAGAUUAAGAAAUUAGAAAUAUUUAAAAAUUCAUUAACUAAAUAAAAGAUGAAAUGCAUAGAAAUAUAGAUAAAUAGGAAGUAAUUUAGAAAGAGUUAGAUGAAUUAAGAUAAAAAAAGAGAAGAUGUAAGAUGUUAUUAAAAGAUAUAUUUUUAAAAUAACUUUAAGAGGCAAAUGAAUAAUUGAUGCCAGAAGGAUUAAUUCAAAUAAUUAAAUAAAUGAAAAAAAUCAAUGAAAAUGCUAAAAUUGAAUAAUUUCCAAGAUAUUUAGAUGAUUAAUCAAGACAAUAUCUUCUUAAAGCUGCAUAAUUAGAAAUGGAAAUAGAAGAUGCUAGAUCCCAAUCUUAAAAACUAAAUCAUAAUCAUACUAAUUUAAAAAGUACUUAAUCAUAAUAAUGUUUAUUUUCAACAUAACCUGUAAGUGUAUCUUAAUUGAAAAACUAAGUGAAGACAAUGCUUAAAAGAAGUAAGGUUUCUAUUAAAAAACCAGUGUUUGUUUAAGGAAUAGAUCCUUUGAAUCCUUCAUCUUUUGCUCAUGUUAUUAAAUGGGAAAAUUAGGAAUUAGAAUCUAUUAAUUUAUAAGAUAAAGAAGAUACCCAAAUUAAAUUAUAAAAUAUGCCUAGUGAAGGAAAUUUAAUUAUUAAAGAUUAUAAUUUAAAACUAGUUUAAUUUUAGUAAUAACUUGAAUAACUUUAGAAGGAAGAAUAGGAAAGAAUAUUAAAAUUAUAUUAAAAUAAAAGACAUUUAUCAGAUGUUCAAGAGUUGAAAUUAGUAAUGUAUUCAUUAUUUGGAUAAGUAAUAGGAGAUUAAAUAUGGUAUGAGUUUGUUAUUGAAUGGACUGAGCAAAAAUCCUUAAAUCCAUAGUAAAUUUUAAAAAAAGAAACAGAAUCUAAAUCAAAUGAAAAAGGAAUGAGUUAAAAACUAAUAAAUGAAAAAAUCAAAUAAAGGAUGGCUAACACUUAUCGUAAAUUAUAAUAAAAUAAUUAAGUUGAAUAUAAUUUUAAUAUGCUAGAUUGA